This is a messenger RNA of Theobroma cacao (cacao), 5183 nucleotides long. RefSeq lists its product as uncharacterized. Gene Ontology annotation, molecular function: protein binding. The record is from RefSeq and is a predicted model, not a curated record. Lineage: Eukaryota; Viridiplantae; Streptophyta; Magnoliopsida; Malvales; Malvaceae.
CUCCGAAGUCCAUGACAUUCCCUUCCUUGUAAAGGAGUCACUAGACCCAACAAAGGACCCUUCUGUUUUCCCUCUCAUUUUUUUCCUCUCUCUCCCAAAUCUCUCUAUUUUCUUAGCAAACAAGCAGAAUCUAGAGAGAAGGGAAUCAACAUAGUAUGGCCAACAAAAACCCAAAAAGGAUACCUUGAAACCCCAUUUCUCAUCGAAUCAAAGAAGACAACAAAAGAAACCCCGUAUUUUUACGCAUCCCAAGAAAACAACCCAAAACCCCACCAAAACCCAUAAACAAGACAAGGAAAACCCAAAGCAAACAAGAACCCGCCACGACAUCAUCUUGAACCUCGUACAUGUCAGAUCCUUCUUCCCAUUCCCCGCCGCCGGAAUCUCCGGUCACUGUAGACCGCCGCACUGACCAUUCGUGUCUCACCAAAUGGACAGUCUGUUACAACUCAAAACUCAAAACCAAGAAAACCGUUUACAGCCCAUAUUUUGACGUGGGUGGCUUUGAUUUCCGCCUCUUGUUAUACCCAAGAGGUGAUUCUUUGGCCCCUCCCAGUUACCUUUCUUUAUGCAUUCAAAUCAAUGACCCGCGCUGCUCUUCCAAAUUUGAUUGCUUUGCUAGCUAUAAACUAAGCAUUUUGAACCACGAAGACAAGUCAAAGUCUUUGACCAGAGAGUCUUAUUAUAGAUUCUGUAGUAAGAAAAAAACUAUUGGUUGGGGUGACUUUGGAGUUGCUACUUCAGUUUUUGAUCCAAAAUCAGGGUUUCUCAACAAUGGUUCUUUGCUUGUUUCUGUUGAAAUUUCCAUUUUGGAUGAGUCAGUUUCAUUCUCCAGAGAUAAUAAUAAUAAUAACAACAAUGAGGGGGAAUAUUCUAUAUCUUCUUUAGGUUGUGACUCUGUUGUCUUGAACGGGAAAUUUACUUGGAAGGUUAAAAAUUUUAGUUUGUUCAAGGAAAUGAUCAGGACCCAGAAGAUGGUUAGCUCUGGUUUUCAAGUUGGUCAAGUUGUUGUCCAUAUUAAUGUGUAUAAAACCAAGGUUGACGGAGUUGAGUGUUUGUCUUUAUUUUUGGAGGCUAAUGAGGCACACAAGUGUCGUAAAUGUGUGGCCCUUGUUAUGAGUAGUUGGAGUUUGUUUCGAAUAUCGGUUUUAAAUCAAAGGCCAGGGCUUAAUCAUAUGCAUAGGGACUCAUAUGGGAGGCUUAGUUGGGAUAAUUCUAAUGGAGAUGAUACAACUCUAGGUUGGACUGAUUAUAUGAAGAUGUUUGAUUUUAUUGGGUCUGAUAAAGGGUUUGUUGUGGAUGAUACUGUGGUUUUGACAGUAUCUUUCAAUGCGAUCAAAGAGUCUAAUAUUACUCUAAGUGCUGGUUUAAGGAAUUCUAGUGUCACCCAAAAAGGUGACACAUAUAUGGGAAAGUAUAGCUGGAAGAUUGAAAAUUUUACGAGGUUGAAGGAUAUUCUGAAGAAGAAGAAGAUGAAAGGAGUGUUUGCUAAGAGCAAAAAGUUUCAGAUUGGGAAUCAUGAAUUUCGCCUGGUUGUUUAUCCUAGAGGGCUAUCUCAGAAACCUUCCCACUUUUCGAUGUUUCUUGAAGUUUCAGAUCCUCGAAAUGCUACCACGGAUUGGAGUUGUUUUGCCAGUUAUCAGCUAGCCAUUAUGAACCAGAAGAUGAGAGACAAUUCUAUUGUGAAGGAAUCACAGGAACGUUGCUCAAAAGCUACCAAAGAAUUGGGAUGGUCUGAAUUUGUGACUCUUACAAGUCUCUUUGAUAAGGAUUCUGGGUAUCUGGUUCAAGAUACUGUUAUCUUUGGUGCAGAUGUUCUUAUUUUGAAGGAGACCUUCAAAAUGCAGGAUAUCCCAGAGUCAAGCAAUAAACCUGCCCGUAAAGAUGGAGAUAAGAAAAGGUGGUCGAUCACUUGGAAGGUGGAAAACUUCUUAUCCUUCAAGAGAAUAUUGGCAACCCAGAACAUAUAUAGCAAAUAUUUCCAGGUUGAUAAAUUAGAACUUCGAAUGGGGGUACAUGUAUUGUCUGACACCAUAUAUGCAUACUUGGAGUGUGAUCCAUCGGUUGUGAAUGAUCCUGAUAAGGAUUUUUGGGUUAGUUACAGGAUGACUGUGUUAAAUCAAAAGCACCCUGCCAAAAGUUUCUGGAAGGAGUCUUCUCUAUGUACAAAGACUUCUACUAAUUGUGAUUUGCAGUUAAUGAAACUAUCCAAUAUGCUGGAAGCAGAUGCUGGGUUUGUUAUCGGUGAGAUGGUUACUUUUGUUUGUGAGAUCCUUGAUUAUUGCCCGUGGUUCGAUUUCUCAGAACUGGAGGUUCUGGGUGAUGUCACACCAACUAAGCUUCAUAAAACCACUAGUUCUGAAACUUGUAAAGUAAUGAACGGAUGUAAUGUGGACAUCUCCAGACAGCUUCUUGAAACCGCAAGAGAUCACCUUAAUGUUGAACAUGAUACAUCUCUGAUACUUGUUAUUCUGAAAGAGGAACUUAAAAAGGAUCUUGGCACAUUCGCUGGAGUUUUGGUCGGAAUGCGGCUUUACCUUGACAAUCCUGUUAAACUGAACUAUUUUUUUCGCCAAUUGUCCAGUAGCAUGGAUACAGGGCAGGUAAAUGUUAACGCAGAUAAAUUUCCAUCCAAGCUAGCUGCUUCAAUCAUGGAUUCUGAUUUCUUGCGUCAGAAAAUUGACAAUGCACUUUUAGAUGUAAUGGUUGAGUGUUGCCAGAGAUUAAAUAGUAAAUCUGGAGAGGAUCCAUAUGAUCCAAGUUCAAAACCAUGCCUAGAUACCAAUGAAGCUAGCUCUCAAUCUAAAUUUCAUUGGCAAAGUACACUUCCACAUUUUCUUCGAUCUUUAAUAUACGAGAGAUUCUUUGGGAUUGAUGAUUGUAUGGACAAUGGAAGCAAUACAUCUGUGAAAGCUAAUCUUGGACAGCACGAUUCUUCUUCUGAGUCAUCUGAGGAGAUCUUAGCGUUUAUUGUUAAUUCACUGAAGGAUCUAGAUGAUGAUGUUACACAAGAUCCCUCAGAGCCAAGCCGAGGGUGUCAAUUUGUGGAGAAGAUUUUAAUAUUACUUGAUGAAGCUCCUAAGCAUCUGCUACCAGAUCUAGUUUCUUUGUUGCCCAAGUUAGCAUAUUGGUUUGAGCAUAAAGUUGUUGCUUCUGCUCUUUUAGAUCAGCUCCUACAGCCAGGUGCAGAAUCUUCAAUGCGACUACCUGUUCUUGAGGCCAUGUGUAAAUUGCACUUUGGCACUGAUGUUUGGGAAUGUGCAUUCUCUCAAGCUUCUGAAGUUGUGGGUGAUUUAAAUGGUGAAGCACUUGGAGCUGCCAUCUGCUUAUUAUUUAAAGCUGCAUCUCAGUGCCGGCAAAUCCCUCAAGCAGUAAGUAUCAUUCAUCAAAGGUUAGAGAGUCUGGGAACUGAGGUUUCACUUUCUGUGCUGGAUCUUCUUGGAAAAACUUUGAAUAGUUCUGGUGACCUUGCGGUAACUAUGUUAGGAGAAAUCGAUUCUGUCUUUUCACUUGAUCAAAAACACUUGACACAUUGUAUUAGUCCCUCAUCAUCUGGUGAAAAUGGACUUGCAACCAGGAGUUUGCAUGCAGGAGAUCACCAUUUUUCUGAUAUCUUUAUGUUGUUAGAGAUGCUGGCCAUGCCUGCCAUUGCUAUGGAAACUGCCCAGGCUUUUGAGAAAGGUAUUGCAAAUGGAUUUAUCAUGGAUCAUUCGGUGAAAAUGGUGUUGGAAAAAUGUGCUUCAAUAUUGAGCGUCAAUGUAGUUUCUUCUGAAAAACAUCAGUUUGGAGACACUGAGACGGCAGGAAAAGGAAGGAUGGAUUUUUUGUACCCAGAAGUUUUUACAUUGCUUUCUGGUCUUGCUGAUAAAUUGUUCCUUUCUAGACACUCUCAAGUGCGUGGGUUUCUGAGAAAGUUUUAUUCAUUAAUAUUGACACUGUUUGCGGAUGAGAAUUAUCAAAAGAAGGUGCUGAGAAGAUUGGUUGAUCAUGCCACAAGUGCUGCUAAUAAUUGCUGUGAAACUAGUCUGGAUGUAUUGGUUUUCUUGGUUCACAAGGAGUGUAAAGUUGCCAGACUAGUUCUAGACAUGAUCAGAGAUGAUUUUCAACUUGCUAAUUCUGACCGUUCUGCACUUCAGAGCCAAUUAUGUGCUAGAGAGGAUGAAAAUAUCCGUGCUGAGGAAGAAUUGCGAACUGAACUUUCAAAGAUGAGGAUAGAGAAAGCAACUUUGUUAGAAAGGCUGCAUGAGUCUGAGGCUACUAUUCUUGAUUAUAAGUCUGAAAUGAGGCUUGAAAUGGAUCGUUCUGCUCAGGAAAAGAAGGAACUUUCUAAACAGGUACAAGCAGUUCAUCGUCAGUUUCAACAUAUUUGUUCCAAACAGAAUGAUAAAUUAGUGAAGCUCUCCAACGAGAAAAAGGUUUAUCAAGAUCAUCUUCGUGGCCUGGAGAUGCAGCUUUCUCAGUUGAACACCCAAAAAGAUCGAGAAUUGAAGAAAGUAGUUAAAGAGAAAAAUGUUCUUGCUGAAAGGCUGAGGAAUGCAGAAGCUGAGAGGAAGAGAUUUGAUGAAGAACGGAGAAGAUGCGCUUUGCAGGUUGUAGCUCAAGAAGCGGUACAACAGUCACUUUUAGAUGAAGUGCAGCAGUUGAAGCAGAAUCUUGGGCAGAUUAAAAGAGAGAAGCAAGAGAAGGAAGAGGAGGUUGAACACUGUAAGACAUACAAUGAUGAGCUGAAAGUGGCGUUGAAUACUUGUCAGCAAUAUAUCCAGUCCCUUCGGGCUUCACUUCAGGAGGAGAUGCUACGACAUGCUCCUCUCUAUGGAUAUGGCCUGGAAAAUCUGUCAAUGAAGGAACUAGAGACAUUAUCAGGCAUCCAUGAAGAUGGCCUAAGAGAGAUCCGUGCCAUCCAACAUCGUGUAAGAAGCAAUAGUGAAAGCCUUCCCCCUUACAUGACUGCAGAUACCCUUCAAAAUUUUGACGGUGAUGUACCCUCCAGCCCCUUGUCCUGUUGCUUCAGUCAACCCAAGUGAUUUUCAGGUGUUUUGCAAACUUAGGAGCACAAAGAGGGAGGAAGAACGCAUAAAGACGGAAAUUUACAAACCAAUGUUUCAAUUUAUGUACAUAUAUUAACAGUAACAGCAUUGACAGUUGUCGACUUCAGAGGUGAUAUUGAAUUAUUAAUUUAAACA